AUGCGGGGUCAGGAGGAUAGUACAGGAGAGAAGGUAAAUUUGGAAGAAGAGUCGGGAUCGCGACCCGACCCUGUAGCUCCGACUGCCCCUCCUCCCUCAUUCCGCCUCUAUGAGAAAGUUGCUCUAGACGAAGAGCUAGGUCCUCAGGAUGAGGAAGAUUUAGAUAAAAAAGUAGCUAGAUAUCAUAACCCUAAUUUUGAUAAUCCUCAGUUGUUUCUAGCUCAGGAAAAUUUAAAACAAGAUUCACCAAAAAUUGAAAGUAACCUAGAACAGCCUAAAACUGAAAGCAAAUCCCCUCGGCCUCCAUCACCGUCUGCUUAUGUUCCUUUAGCAGCUCAGGUGAGAGAAAUGAAACGAAAAAUGGCUGAGAUGGGAAUCUGGAAUGAGGAUAUGUUAGAUAAACCCUCAUGCAGAGGAUUAGAGGGAGCUGUCGUUGCCCCAGUGGUUGUGCCUGCUGGGCAGAAAUGGAAAAGACAGCCGAGGCUCCAGACCUCGAUUCAGCAAGCAUAUUUACAGGGAGAGGAUGUAUCAGGAUUUAUGGCAUAUCCAGUUCUUGAGCGGCCUGACGGCCAGGGCGGAGUCGUUAGAGAUCACGCUCCAAUGCCUUUCAAGCAGCUAAAAGAGAUAAAAACUGCUUGCGCCCAAUAUGGGCCUACAGCUCCUUUCACUUUGACAUUAAUUGAUACUUUGUCCACGGAGUCCAUGGCUCCUGCAGAAUGGAAACAGCUGUCAAGAGCAUGCUUGUCAGGAGGGGAUUUUCUGCUCUGGAGAUCAGAUUUUUCAGAGUUAUGCCAAAUUACAGCAGAUAUAAAUAGAGGUCAGAACAUCCCUAUAGAUUAUGAUAUGCUGACAGGUGAAGGUCCUUACCGCGAGUUGAAUGACCAAUUAAAUUUUAAUCCUGCUGCAUAUGUGCAAACUAGCGCAGCUGCCCGGAGAGCAUGGGCUAAAAUCCCUGGCAAUGGAGGAAGGCAGACAGAGGACCUGGCAAAAAUCAGACAGGGCCCAGAUGAGCUGUAUCAGGAUUUUGUAGCACGAUUGAUCCAAUCUGCAAGUAGAUUGAUGGGAGGAGAGAACCAGGCAGGAAUGAUGUUGGUCAAACAACUCGCGUUUGAAAAUGCCAACGCGGCAUGUCAGGCAGCCCUUAGACCAUUUAGAAAGAAGGCUAAUCUUAAUGAUUAUAUCAGGCUAUGUUCAGAUAUUGGACCAUUUUAUACUCAAGGCUUGGCUAUAGCUGCCGCUAUGCAAGGGAAAACAAUUAAGGAAGUUUUGUUCCAACGGCAAAGGCGGGGAAAAGCCCGAGUUGCGGGACCCCCUGGAAGCUGUUUUGAAUGUGGACAAAUGGGUCAUCAACUUAAACAAUGUCCUAAAAGACAAGCUGAGGUUUCUCAGCAGGGACAGCAACCUGGCCUCUGUCCUAGAUGUAAGCGAGGAAAACAUUGGGCCAGUGAAUGCAAAUCUAAACGAGAUGCCUCAGGAAAUUCCCUCAUGCAGGGAAACUGGAAGAGGGGCCAGCCCCAGGCCCCGAAACAAUGUUAUGGGGCACUCCUGAACUUUGUCCCCGAGCAGGGGAUAAAAACGGGAAAUCCAUUCAAGACCUUGUUAGAGCAACCCCAGGCAGCGCAGGACUGGACCUCAGUUCCUCCGCCUACACAGUACUAA
Molecule: messenger RNA, 1659 nt
Organism: Hipposideros armiger (great roundleaf bat)
Lineage: Eukaryota; Metazoa; Chordata; Mammalia; Chiroptera; Hipposideridae
Product: endogenous retrovirus group K member 5 Gag polyprotein-like
Exons: 1
Coding region: 1-1659 (552 amino acids)
Biological process (GO): viral process
Molecular function (GO): zinc ion binding; nucleic acid binding
Source: RefSeq, a predicted model, not a curated record